Molecule: messenger RNA, 2385 nt
Organism: Closterium sp. NIES-65
Lineage: Eukaryota; Viridiplantae; Streptophyta; Zygnematophyceae; Desmidiales; Closteriaceae
Source: the annotation of a GenBank genome assembly
AUGGCUACCACUCCUCCCCCUCUCCCCCCUCCCAUUGACGCCUCCUCCGUCGACAAGCUUCAACUUGCCGCGGACCGCUCGGCGAUCAACUGGCAUUCCUUCGUCGGGAGCAUCCGCCGUGUUCUCCAAGAUGCAUUCGUCGGACCUUACUGCGUCAUCGACAUCCUCCUCCGCCGCCCGCAAGCCCUCCAGCCCACAGCACCCAUUCACCCCGGCGAACCCCCUCCACCCCCCAUUCCUCCUGGUCCUCCUCCCACUGAACCCACCUUGGAAAUCGCCACUACCCCGGUGCUCCAAGAUGCCGCCGAUGCCGCAUUUCUCCACGAUCGCCGCGAAUACCUCAUCCGCAAGGCGGAGUAUGAAGUUGCGGUACACAACCACGACUUCGCGGUAGCGGAACGCGCCAAUCGCCUGGCGCUCCUUGAUGAGUACAAUACGGCCAUGGCGGACUACCUCCCUCGGAGCAUCGCAUGGGCCACUGCUGAUAACCGCGCCUGCACCGUCCUCCUUGGCGCACUCCCUGGUACCCUUAUGCGCCGUUUCCAAGCUCGCGAGAUGCGCGCCUCCCUCAUCUGGACCGAGCUCCAGGCGAUGUUCGAGCGUCGCGACAUCAGCUCUGUCGGCGCCCUGUUCCAAGAGUACUUCUCCAUCACCCUCGCCACCUGUGAUGGCGCAGUUGACUAUGUGGGGCGCAUGCAGGAGGUCGCUGAUCGCCUUGCGGCACGCCAAGCUGCCCUCCCCGAGCCCCUGCAAAUCCACCGCCUCCUCUACAACCUCACCCCGGACUACGAGUCCCGCCUCCAUGCCUUCACUGAGGCCAACCCCAUGGCCGGCCUCGAUGACGUGGUCCAGUGGAUCAUUGACACGGAGGUCAAGCUACGUACCCCCGUUGUCAACCUUACCACCCCUCAGUCCUCCUCCUCCACCUCCCUCAACGCUACGCAGCCGCGCAACCAGGGUGGUCGCAGCGGCGGCGGCGGAGGCCGUGGAGCGGGUGGCGGUGGUGGUGGUGGAGGCCGUGGUGGUGGCGGUGGUGGUAGUGGUGGCCGUGGUGGCCGUGGUGCCGGUGGAGGUGGUGCUGGCAGCACCCCUGGUGGAGGACCUUCCGGUUCUGGUGGUGCUGUGACUCGAGGCGGACGCCCUGGCACUCUCCCCCCAUGCACAUAUGUGCGCCGCCAUGGUCCCCAUGCUGGUACCCCUUGCGGCCAGACCAACCAUCCUCCCACCACGUGCUUUAAGGCACUUGACGACGCCUGGUUUGAUCGAGGCACCACUGGCACCCCUCCUCGCUGGAACUCGCUCCUUGAGGACUCCCAUGAGGAGUUUCUUAACAUUCGGGAGCACACUCCAUUCCUUGCCGCCCUCUACCUUGACUUCCUGGGCUUUCCCGUCCUUGGCGCCACCACUACCCCCACCAUCUUCACUCCCUCCACCUUCCAGGAAGCCAUCACCUGCCCUGAUGCGGAUAAAUGGAUGGCAGCGAUCUUCCUGGAGUGUGCCUCGCAGGUGUCACUGGGUGGCUGGGCUGCAGUACCCGCUGCUACUCCCGCUCCUCGUGUACCCUACCCCCUCUCUCCCCUACACACCCGCCCCCGUCAGGCGCCUCCCAGGUGUCGCUGGUGGCGCACUCAGCAGGUGCACUCCCCACCGCUCUCAUAUUCCCAUCUCCCUUCACGCCUCUCCCGCCUGCACUUCCCCCCCAGGCGCCUCCCAGGAGUCGCUGGUGGCGCACUCAGCAGGCGGGUGGCUGGCCCUCUUCUUGACUGUCUACACGCGGAGUACGGCCAUGCUGACGUGGCGCUGCUGCUCUCCCUCGGCUCGCCACACCUGGGCAGAGGGGGUGGUGGAUCAGACCAGAGGCCUGCUAACGCACAUGCAGGCCGUCUCUCCAGGCCGUCUCGCCAGGCCAUGUCGAUGGAUCAUGGUGAUCACCCUGGCUGUCCAGCAGCAGCAGCAGCAGCAGGAGGAGAGGCGCGCGUGUUUGCCCUGGAUGUGAAACCAGUGGGGGUGGGGGGCGCAGCAACACAAGCAGCUGGUGGGUCGGAUGCAGAGCCGGAGAGCGAAAGUGAGGGGGAGAGGGAGGAGGGCAGCAGCGGGGCUUCAGAUGAAAAGAACCAGGAAGCAACUGCUGGGAGGCAGGUGCAGGUGGCAUCUGGGGGAGGUGUGUUCCAGGCGCGCAUGGUGGGGCAGGGGUACAAGCAGGUGUGCGGGCGGGCGGAGGUGUGGGGGGACAGAGUCGUGCCGGAAGAUGCCGCCCUGCUGGAGGGGGCGGAGAAUCUGAUCCUGGACGGCGUGUAUCACUCGCCUGUGGGGGCCAGUGAGGCCCGGCCGUGGUACGGGUCUCCUUCUGUUCUGCCCUCAUGGCAGCACCACCUCUUGGUUUGA